This is a messenger RNA of Blepharisma stoltei, 1542 nucleotides long. NCBI's taxonomy places the organism in Eukaryota, Ciliophora, Heterotrichea, Heterotrichida, Blepharismidae. The record is from the annotation of a GenBank genome assembly.
AUGAUAGGGAGUCAGCUCUACACAUUUGGGAGCAUUCUAGCUACGAUAAUAGUGAUUUCCAACACAUAUGCUAUUGAAGAACAAUUUUAUUCGACUGUUAUACAUAUAGUGAGAUCCAAAGCAAUUUUACUUGUUUUAUUCAACUUUGGGAUUGAUCUCAAGACAUUUUCUCUGACAGAAAUUUCCUCUUGCUAUUAUUGAUUUUUUUAGCCAAGGAUUUAUAAAAAAAAUUUUGUGGGAAAAAAUUCAAUAAUAGAAAUUGAAAAUUCUGACAAUUGAAAAAUCAUAGUAAAGCUUCUGCUACGUUGGAUUGUCAUUUCAGUUCAGCUAUUUAAAGCAAUAAUUUUUGCCUUUUUUGCGACACUGAAGCCAGCAGAAGUCCAGCAUAUGCAGAGCCAAGCUAUACAUCAUGGCUUUCAGCUUGUUAUUUAUCUCUAUCUGCUGAAUAUAGAAUUCGACUGAUUUAUAGCAGCCCAUAUUGUGCUAAAUAUAGCUGUGGCUUCAUUGCAUACUCUAGCUAUAAAGCGAGUAGAAUACGUAAUUUUUAUAUAGCUUUUUACCGAAAGAUAUCCUAAAAUGGCUUAUAUUCGGAUGGUUUUUCUGCAUGUUUCAUUGAUGUUUCUUGACUAUUUUUUGAUUAGUAUGGAAAUGAAAGCAAAAAUCUAUGAAAAUUUAAGCAUUUUCCUUUAUUAUGAGGUAAAUUAUAUUUAGUAUAUACUUAUGCUCCUUGAAAUAGUGAAGUCUUUUAUAUUGUUUUGGCUCAAUGCUUAUGAAUGAAUUAAGAUCCCUGAAGGCUGGGAAGUUAAAGCUGAUAUAGUCAGGAUAUUAGAAUUUGCUUUCAAUAUAUUUACACUUUGCAUUGUUUUGACUGAAUUUUUAGUUUUGUCGAAAAAAAGCGCGGCAGGGAUUUAUUUUAUUGAAAAAUCUAUUAAAUCUGUAUUAAACAUUUACAACUGCUUAGCAAAAUUUUUAGAGUCAAGAAGACUAUUAGGUAAGGUGGAGCGUUUUCCAGACGCUUCUCCUGAGGAAAUUCAUCAUGCCGAUGAUAAAUGUAUUUUCUGUCUUGAGCAUUUAACACAUGCAAAAAAAAUCAAUUGUGGGCACUUAUUCCAUUAUAAAUGCUUAAGGGAUUAUUUCCAGACUUCUAGCAACCCUCUAUGUCCCACAUGUAGAGCAGAUAUUGAUGAAAGACUUGUAGUGCCUCAAAAAAAGACAGAGCAUAUUGCCCAAAUCAUUGCAAGCUCGCUUAUUGUACAAGAUUUGCCUGAAGGUUUUCCAUUAGGAAAUCCAUUAAGAAUAGGAGCUGUCCCUUGGGGGCUUCCACAGCCUGUGAAUUCUCAUAGAGUAUCUAAACAUAGCGAGCAGAUGAGAAAAGGUGUAGAAGGGCUCAAUAGCUUUAUGGUGAGGUUUUAUAAACAUCCUCCAGAUGACUAUGAAAUAGAAGAACAAAAAGAGGAAGAAAAAGAAGAAGAAAUAAAGACAUCACAAAGAAUCCGAGAAAAAGUGUUAAAGAGAUAUGAAAAUAGGAUUUAUGAUGAAUAA